AUGCCUCCCAAAGCUUCCACCGAAAGUGGCCAGAAGGUGGUACCAGCAGAUUGCGUCUCUGUCCUCCUGAUGGCUAUAGGUAGCACCACCAUCUCCAAGGCACAGUAUGAGAUGAUGUCAGCCCUCGACGGCACCCGAACUGCGAGCUCGUUCGAACAUCAGUUCCGCACGAUCACGGCUAAGGCCAAGGAGCUGAAAGCUCGUGCUGAACAAGGCGAGACUUUCCAGCCCGUGGCACCGGCCAAGAAGGGUGGUCAGACUACCCCAACAACCGCCAAGGCAACUCCUAAGAAGAGAAAGGACAUGUCUUCCGGCUCCGAGGACGCUACCCCGUCUAAGAAGAAGACGGCGACUCCCAAGUCCCGUGGCAAGAAGGCUCAGACCCCGGUAGAGGACACCAUGGAAGAGGACUUCCCCGAUGACGCUGAGGAAUUCAUCAAGAGAGAGAAGAAGUGGGAGGAGGAUGUCUUCACCUGA
This is a messenger RNA of Alternaria incomplexa, 477 nucleotides long. RefSeq lists its product as uncharacterized. The transcript has 2 exons. Lineage: Eukaryota; Fungi; Ascomycota; Dothideomycetes; Pleosporales; Pleosporaceae. The record is from RefSeq and is a predicted model, not a curated record. Bases 1 to 477 code for a protein of 158 amino acids.